This is a messenger RNA of Sus scrofa (pig), 5190 nucleotides long. It is a transcript of the gene PCGF3, whose product is annotated as polycomb group ring finger 3. NCBI's taxonomy places the organism in Eukaryota, Metazoa, Chordata, Mammalia, Artiodactyla, Suidae. The record is from RefSeq and is a predicted model, not a curated record.
GGGCACUGCGCAUGCUCCAAGCACGGCGCCCCCGACUCUGCGUUCGGCUCCACUCGGGCAUUUCCGCCUCUUUGUUUUAAACUCCGGACGGGUUUUUUUCUCCUGCUCUUGGGGGGGACCCAGAGGGAGCGGCGCCCCCUCCCCCUCCCGGCGCGGCCCCCGCGUGCGCCCCGCUCGCCCGCAGCCGAGACGGCAGGUAAAGGAGCAGAUCCGUUUCGCUGAGCAGCCAAAGCCGCUGGUCCGGUGGGGCUGCUCCGUGGGGGCAGCACGUGUGGGUAACGCCACCGUCCCGUGUGUCUCUGCAGCUUCAGAAUGUAGCAGGGUCCCGGCUGCGUGUGCAGUAUUUCCGAUCGACUGCUCUGCGGUUCACUGCGUGGGACUCACUAAAAACCCUAGCAAGAGCGUGAUUACAGGGCUGUGUGCGUCAGCAUGAGUGACGUGAAAUUGAAUGGCAGACCCCGUUUUGUGCUAGAAAAUGGAAAGACAGCGAGAGACAGGAGGAAGGUGCAGACGUGACGAGCCAGAGUGCGGGGGGAGCAGCGGACGAGGACCCGAAUCCCUCCCGUAACCCGGAGCAUCCGAUGCGGAGGCAGCGGAGGGGACAGACGGCAUCUUGAGGAGAAGCCAAAGAUGUUGACCAGAAAGAUUAAACUCUGGGACAUAAACGCCCACAUCACCUGCCGCCUGUGCAGUGGGUAUCUCAUCGAUGCCACCACGGUGACGGAGUGUCUGCACACAUUCUGCCGGAGCUGCCUGGUGAAGUACCUGGAGGAGAACAACACGUGUCCCACCUGCAGGAUUGUCAUCCACCAGAGCCACCCUCUGCAGUACAUCGGUCAUGACAGGACCAUGCAGGAUAUUGUUUACAAACUGGUCCCAGGCCUCCAGGAAGCGGAGAUGAGGAAACAGAGGGAAUUCUACCACAAGUUGGGCCUGGAAGUGCCUGGAGACGUCAAGGGAGAGACCUGUUCUGCAAAACAGCACUUGGAUUCCCAUCGGAACGGAGAAACCAAAGCGGAAGACAGUUCGAACAAAGAAGCAGCCGAGGAGAAGCAGGAGGAGGACGGCGACUAUCACCGCAGUGACGAGCAGGUGAGCAUCUGUCUGGAGUGCAACAGCAGCAAACUGCGGGGCUUGAAACGGAAAUGGAUCCGCUGUUCAGCCCAGGCCACAGUCCUGCAUCUGAAGAAGUUCAUCGCCAAAAAACUUAACCUUUCGUCUUUCAACGAGCUGGACAUUUUAUGCAACGAGGAGAUCCUGGGCAAGGACCACACACUCAAAUUCGUAGUCGUCACGAGGUGGAGGUUUAAGAAGGCGCCGCUCCUGCUGCACUACAGGCCCAAGAUGGACUUGCUGUGAGCGGCGGGCACAGCAGAGACUCAGCCCCCCUGCCCCGGGGCACUGCUCCGAGUGCGUGGCCUGGCGGGACCACAGUGGCGCCAAGGAUGUCAUCCCAGGCGUCGUGUGGACCAGAUUCCUGAAUAGAGAAUAUUUAUAACUUUUGUAUGAGAGAGAAUUCACACUCAACAGGACACUCCCGGCACGAGAUGCUGACACACCUCGCGGCCGGGGCCCUCUGCUCCAGCUCGCAGACCCGCGUGAGAACAUCGCGAAGGUUCCAUCCCAACGUGUUACCUUUGCUUGCUUUCCAGGUCUUGAAAGUCUCUUCCGUUCAGUUUAUGAAUUAGGUUUCAUGAUGAGCCCCCAAAAUACUUGUACGUUUAUUGAAUCCUUCCUAAGUUAUUGAAAAAAAUGUCUUUUCAUGGUGAAUGACGAUAUUUAUGUUGCCUUUAGCUUCCUGAAGACUUUAGAAGAUGUAUAAAAAUUUAAUUUAAAAGCAUACCAAACGAAGGGUUUCCGUUCAUAGCCUGAGAAACCGUGGUAUUCCAUUCUCCACGUUAGGAAAUGUGAGGCCGGCCGCUGCCCUGGGCCACGGGGCCUGGCAGCCUGGGAGGGGGCUGCAGCCCCGGCCCCCCGCCCGCACACUCAGCAGAGCGGACCAGCCGCCGCUGGUUGGCAGAACGACUCUUGUUGUUAAAAAUCGCUUUUAUUAAAUACGUUGCGAGUUGUUCGGUGCGUUAAUUUCCUGCUAUUGUUUCCCGUUUUCAUUUUGCCGAAGAGAUUGUCGGGAGCGUUUGCGUGGGGCGCGCUCGCUGCCAGAGCCCCGGCUCUGCAGGCCUUCGGAGGUGGCAGGAGCCAGCAGCGCCCCCGCCGGCGGUUCUCGCGCGCGUGGCCGGUGUUCGAGGGGAGGGCGCCGAGGACAGGGAGGCCGGGUCCGGGGAGGCGGCUCGGUGCCGCCAGAGAGCUUUUCCGGCCGCCUAGGGCCCGAGGAGUCAGGCACCGGCAGCACGGCCUCUGUUGGCGGCCCGGCCCUGCGGCCUCGCGGGUGUUCGUGGUUUUGUGGGAGUGGAGAGGGAGCCCUUUGCCGGGACAUCCGCUUCUGCUCCUUGGAGAUGGGCCCUUGGGAGGUCUUAGCACACACCUGACAGGCGCCCGGCGGCCAGCGGGCUCCGUCCGCGUCUGGGGCUGCUGCUCUGUCGCCUGCCGGCCCCGGGUCCUGGGCACCUUGCUCAGUAGGCGGUCCGGCCGGGCGCCCUGCGAGCUGGGCUCUCCGGGAAGAGCGUCCCUCGGGACUGGACCUCCUCUUGAACCGGCUUUGCAAGUGAGGGUCUGGCUCCUCGACACUCAAGUUGUUUUCUUCUGCUUCCUGUUUCUUGCACAUCCGUGUCCGGAGCAGCUCCUUAGGGACGAGACCCACGUUCCCCGAAGGGGCUCAGGCCAAGUGGCCGUGAGGCCUUUCAGAAACACAGGCGGCUUCUCCCGGGGGGGCUUGGCCAGAAUCCCCCGCCCUUCCCGCCCUUCCUCCCGGGACCGUGGGAGCUGCUCAGUGGCCUGCGCUGGCCGGCCCCCCGGCCGGUCGUUGGAGCUGCCCGGGGAGGGCCUCCUGGGUAGAUGUCUGUGAGCGAACGUUUCCUGUCUACCUCAGAUUCUCGUGUCCGCCCGUCCCUAGCCCCGUGCGACCCCGGCGCCGUCCAAUGUGACGUCAGGGUUUAGGUCUUUCCCCGUCUGGCGAGAGGAAGCAGAGCCGGAACAGACGAGCGUCCACGUUCACGUCGGAUGAACUCGCAGGUCAGCUGUCGGAUGAACACGGCUGUGAUAAUCGCAUAGUUUAUAUUUGUACCUUUGUAGCUCCUUCGAAAUCACUUGAACUUGCUCUGGUGCUAAGUCCGCGUCGAGCCCCGCGGGGAGGCGGCGGUGGGCGAGCCGGGUCGCCGGCCGCCCUGGCCGCGCGCGCCGACGCGCUCUGUAACCCUGUCGUAACCUGAUGAAACCUCAGCAGCAGAAGUACCUAUUUUUCUAAGAUUUUCUCGCGCAGACCGUCCUCUACGGGAGACUCCUGGUGCCGCCGCCGCCGCCGCCGCCGCGGGUCUGGCCGCAGCCCCGCGGGGACGGAGCUCGGGCCUCGCCGCCGCCGCCGCCGCCACGGGGGCCGCGCGCUUCUCUCCGGCGGCCGUUGGCGUCAAAGGCAGAAUUUUAUCUUCUCCAGCAUGACCGCCAGGAUCAGUUAGUGGCUGGAUCCUAUGAAGCGUUUUCGAACAAGGGACGUAGUUUCACAGCUACCGAUGCUGGUGCCACGAACGCUGCCAGUCACCCCGCGGCACCGGCAGCGGCAGAGGGCUUGUCACCAGCACCAGGCCUCACUGGGUACAGUUUUCAUGAAAAGAGAAAAUUCGCAUAGAAUAUAUAAUACUGAAGUUGAGAUUUGGGGGGUAAAAAAAAAGAAAAGGUUAACUUUAUAAGAUUAUUUAUUCUAUUUUAAGCCUUCUAUCAUAGUUUCCCAUCCAGUUACUUGGUUCCAGUGGUCCAGCUUUCUUUACAGGCAUAUAAAAUGAAAUUGUGAGAUGUUCGGCAAGCUUCUUUUUGCUUUGAGUAGCUUUUAAUGUGUGUCUUUUGUCUGAUGUGGAUGGAGAGCAGCUGAUGCUCUUGUGCAAUAGGUGCCAGCCCGCCUCCGGCAGGCGCGGCAGUGGAUUGGGAGGUAGCAUCUGCUCUGCCGAGGGGAGGGAGCAUAGGUGGACUCGGAACCUGUAUGUUCAGCUGUUGGUUUUUCCUUCCCCGUGGCUGUCGUAUGUGGACGCCGUCCCUGGGAUCGUGCCUCUGCCCGCAAGGGCGCGUCACCGUGUUUGAGAGCGAGGGACCAGCCAGCAGCCACAAGCGGACGGGGGGGCCGUGCCUGGCCUGGCGCCCGCAGACCCACGUGCUGGCGGCCCAGGACGCACGCCCUGGACCCGCCACAGAUGUGACAGUGCUGCUUCCCCGGCCCUGAGCCCCGAAGGGCGUGCAACCUAGACGCCUCGGCGUGGCACUGGGGUCUGUAGAAAUUCCUUCGUGUUUCCCUCAGAGCCCCCAGGAUGGAUUUUCCAGCGAUUGUGACGUCGUUAUUGGGUUAAGAGGCUCUAGGAACGAGCCAGCGGAUACUCCUGCUUUGUACGUGAACAUUUCAUGUGGUCUCAAAACAUUGGAAAUACGUUUAGUGCAGAUAAAUCACAGAACGUGCCGUUUCUCUACUUCCUCAGGAAACCAUGUACACUCCACCACAUCGCGCGUGACCUUAGCGUGACAGACCGGCGUGUUUCUCUGCCCUGGUGUUUAAUGGACUGAAUUCGUUGGGACGGGCUGGUUAGGGGCCAUUCAGGCUGUCACCGGGGCCGUCACCGGGGCCCUUUCCCUGCCUGGGUUCGCUCUGCUCUGCUCCUCAAGGCCGCGGGGCCUCUGCGUCCAAGGGCUCCCGAAGGGGCUGCGGGCUGAGGGUCCCGAACACGGCAGCGUUGGCCGAAGUGUCUACGCCAACGGCUUCCUUGGGCGUAAGAAAACCGUUUUUCCCAAAUGACAUAGCGUUCCAGGGCGAAAGCUCGCCACCAAGCCUGGGCGUCCCACGUGGCGACCUGCGCGCUUCGGAGGGUUAUGGAGGCGACGCUGCAGACACAUGUUCUUGACUGUUUAGUUUGAAAGUUUACAUUUUUUUAUGCUUUGUGUUGGUGUGUAAUUUUUUGUACUAUUGGUGGCUAGUUUUUGUCUAAAAUCUUUUUUGAAAUACUGCUUAAAUGUUUUGAUUUUAUGAUAGUGAAGCUUGUAUUCAGUGUUUUGCCAAUUGAUAUUAUAUGCUUGUAAUAAAAGCAAAAGGAAAACCGA